Messenger RNA from Ceratosolen solmsi marchali, 786 nucleotides. Its product is annotated as hydroxyacylglutathione hydrolase, mitochondrial. The coding region runs from base 1 to 786 and encodes 261 amino acids. The transcript has 4 exons. NCBI's taxonomy places the organism in Eukaryota, Metazoa, Arthropoda, Insecta, Hymenoptera, Agaonidae. The record is from RefSeq and is a predicted model, not a curated record. Gene Ontology annotation, molecular function: hydroxyacylglutathione hydrolase activity.
AUGUUAGUCAAAGUAUUGCCAGCCCUUCAAGAUAACUUAAUGUAUAUUAUCAUUGAUAAGGAAACAAACACGGCCGCAGUUAUUGAUCCCAUUAAUCCAAAUGUAGUAAUUAACGUAAUUAAAAAGUUGAAAUGUAAGCUGACAACUGCGCUAAUCACGCAUCAUCACUGGGAUCACGCAGGCGGAAAUAAACAAUUAAAGUAUUUAAUUCCACAGUUGAGUAUAUAUGGCAAAGAUGAGAGGAUCGAAGGAUUGACCUGUCAAAUCGAUGACCAGCAUGUAAUUACAUUAGGAAAUUUGAAUAUUAACUGCUUACAUACACCUUGUCAUACUGCUGGAGAUAUCAGUUAUUACGUAACUAAGGAAGGCUAUAAUCCAGUACUUUUCACUGGUGAUACGCUGUUUGUUGGAGGAUGUGGUAAAUUUUUUGAAGGAACUGCCGAAGAUAUGUAUAACAAUCUUAUUGGAAUUUUUUCAAAACUUCCCGAUGAAACACAAAUUUACUGUGGACACGAAUAUACUGUUGAGAAUCUUAAAUUUGGGAUUCACGUAGAGCCAGAUAAUGAAUCAUCUAAGGAAAAACUUAUAUGGGCUUCUAAGCAACAAAAGCAGUUACUUUAUACCGUACCAAGUACCAUUGAGUCUGAAAAAUUAACGAAUCCAUUUAUGAGGGUGUGCGAGGAAAGAGUUCAACAAUUUGCUAACAAGUCUGAUCCGAUUCAAGUAAUGGCAUACUUAAGGGAAAAAAAGAAUGCUUUCAAAUCUGAUGAUGUUAAAAAAAACUAA